AUGGCCGCCAAUGCUCUCGUCGAAUCGCUGAAAAGCGCCAACCUACUCCCUUCCGCCAUCAUCCCAGAGUCUUUCACACCAGCCCUAGACCUCAGCGUCAAGUUCUCCUCCGGACUUACUCCAGAACAUGGAAGCCUCGCUCGUGUGAGCCAGGUCAAGGAGCAACCUAUCAUUUGCAUCUCGUCUCCACCGACAUCUUCCGCCGCGAGUUUCACAUUCAUGAUGAUCGACCCCGACGCGCCUACACCAGACGACCCAAAGUUUGGCUACUGGCGCCACUGGGUUGUUACUUCCAUUCCAUCUCCAUCAGCGACCACCUCUCCAGAAGACAUCACCGCGAGAGGAAAGACGAUCACGCAGUAUUUGGCACCUGGACCGAAGGAUGAGAGCGGGCCACAUCGGUACCUCUUUCUUCUAUUUGAGGAGAAGGCAGGCGAGACUGUAGAGAAAUCGGAUGUUGGAGGAGAGGAGUUCGUUGAAAGGAGAAGUUUUAGAGCAGAGCAGUUGGCGGAGAAGAAGGGAUUGAAGUUGGUUGGAGUCCAAUGGAUGCGAGGAGUGGGCGAUGGGUGGAAGGAAGAAAAGGAUGAGCUAUAG
This is a messenger RNA of Alternaria ethzedia, 594 nucleotides long. RefSeq lists its product as uncharacterized. The record is from RefSeq and is a predicted model, not a curated record. Gene Ontology annotation, biological process: regulation of Ras protein signal transduction; regulation of proteolysis. Bases 1 to 594 code for a protein of 197 amino acids. Lineage: Eukaryota; Fungi; Ascomycota; Dothideomycetes; Pleosporales; Pleosporaceae. The transcript has a single exon. Gene Ontology annotation, molecular function: phospholipid binding; peptidase inhibitor activity.